CCUAUCUACUGUAAUUGCACUGCUGCAUUUCUCCACCAAUAAAAACGCUCGUUUGAUUUAGACAACAAUAGACAUGUUUAGAGAUAAUUAAAUAUGCAAGAACGCCAUAUACAUUAUUACUUUAAUAUAUGUCUGAUUCAGGUCUGAUUUUAACCUUUCAACUCAUCAAAAGCUCAGCGUUUGUUGUCCUUAUAUUUUCUGUGAAACAAAUGCAGAUUUAUUUGUGGUGUUGUGGAGAAUCCUUUCGUUGAAUGUGUUGUACAUUUGUUGAAAAGAUCAGGUGAAAUCGUGUGAUUUUGUACGUUGGGCCAAAUAGACAGUUCAUAUACGUGUAACUCAAAGCUCGAGGUAAAGUCUAUAUUGUGUCUUCAAACAGACAACUUUAAUUCCAGUGAUGAAUGCAAAGAAGACCAGCAUUCCUGUGACCCCGAUGAAAAGUAAUUUUCUUCCAGUUCCUAGUAUUCAGUUGGUGAUUGUGUGUGUUUCACUUGCUGUUGCUUUAACAAUGGCAGCCUUGAUUAUUUUUGUUGAUGUUGCUUCCCCAUCUCUCGCUGAUAUCUUUCUGUCUCCAAAGUAUUUUCCCCUGGGACAAGGUCUGCAAUUACGAAGCCGUCGUUGGACAAAAUCAAAGUUUGAGUGUGAUAAACAUUGCGCGUCAAACGAUGAUAACUUUCGACGAUUUGGAGGCGUACAGUGUGGCCGAGCAGUGUGGAAAAGUAAAGAACAUCACGGCGAAGGCGAUAGAUAUGUUAGCCGUAUCGAUACCUUAUACAAACUGUUUGAAAAUUCAUCAGCGGCUGUGGGAUAUUUUACAAAUUAUUGGACAGGUAGACUCGACGAUUCUCAAGCUUUGCCGCUAGACCAUUAUUUUGAUGAAACCCAAAUCUCUCCUCAAGCUGGAGGGAAUUAUCGAGCGUAUCGUUGGGAGCCGGUUGCAGUAUCUGGAGAAACUGAGCAUUCAAAACAAGCAAGACAUAUACACUAUAUAUUUGUGUAAGUCUUAUUUACUAUUGUAUUAAAAACUGAUCCAACGGCACUGUUUUUAAUACAAUACAGUUACUAUACAUGUUUAAUUUUGUAGGAAACCUUCUAUAUUAAGGUAGACUGCUCACUGCUGGGGUGACCAAUGAUUUUUAUCACUAUUAAUUCAUGAACAACGAUGGGGAAUGAAAAUUAUUAAUGUUAUUUUAUAAACCUGUUAUUGGUGGAUAUUAUACAUGACAAAAGAAACCCUGUUUUACUGUAAUAAAUUGAUUAAGGUUUGACCUGCCAAAAUUGUUUUAGAAUUUUAUAGAUCAAUUCUAAUAUCUAUUCAUGCAUGCAGAUAAGAUAUGGAAGCAGGUGGUGUUCAAUCAUUUUAAUCUUAAGCAGGGGCGUGGUAGCAAAUUAAUGGGUGAUGCAACAUGUUAAAGGCACCUGUAAGGAAUGGGGCGAGGGGGCAUAAACAGUCAUGGCCUUGCCCUUAUGAAAAAAGUUUGAAAAAUAGCUGAUGGACAUGCUGACAGAAGCAUCCCCAUGAGGGGGCGGUGGCUACACCUCAGUCAGCAUGUCCAUGAGUGAGGAGUGUUUGACUCAAAUUUUAAUAUAGAAAUUAAAAAAAUCCAGUUCGCCUUCAUUUUUGGUAAAAGUAUAAUACAAUCACCUAUUAUUUUUUACAUGGCCUAAUAGUAAGAAUUUAAAACAUUAGAGAUUUAAGUUAUUUGUAGGAUUGCAUGGCGAUAAAACAUAUAAUGUUUUGUGGAAACACCACGUAAAUGUAUUACUGCAAACAUAUAAUACUUUUGUUUGUGGGAACACCAUGUAAAUUUAUUACUGCAAUAAACAGUAAUUAAUUUACGUGGUUUUUUAGCAGAAAGUUCUGUACUGUAAUGUGUAGUCAGUUUGUAUAGUUUGCGAGACGUUUUAUAUAAUCAGUCAUUCCAAGCUUUUGUCAAACUAUAUCGGUAUUUCUCACUUAUGGCAUUUCAUUGAUAAACUGUAAAAUAUUUUACUAGUGUGAAAUAUUUAGUUGUCCAUAGUUUGUAUAGGAUUGCAUAUUAACUAUUAAGACAGCAACCCUGACAGCAACUUCUGGAGCAUGUGGCCAGCACACAGUCGACAUGAACCCAUCCUGUUUUCUCAUUGGCUUUCUAAAUUUGGAAAUGAUUUUGAAUGUCACUAUGUCAGGUGACAACAAUUUCUUGCAAGCUGUUCAAUGUUCAUUUUUGUUUCAUUUCAAUUUUUGAAGGCGGUUUAUUUUGUACAACGGAAAAAUGGGUAGAAAAUACAAAUUAUUGGACAACCCUUGACUCGCCAGGGUGUGUUAUGUCAACGCAGAAGGCAAGGAGAUAGUCCACAAGUUAUUGUGGGCUAUCUCCUAGGAAAAAUAGGAAAAUUACUUGGUUAAGUACUGUCGUCGCUUGUAAUAUAUUAAAACAAACGCCAGACAACUUCCUUAUAGAUACAUCAAUUCCUUAAUGAAAAGUAACGUUCUGACAUCUUAACAAACAAUAGCAGUUUAUGAUUCCUCAAGACUUGACCUCGAUGAAACAACUAGUAGAAACUAUAAAUAAAUAUAUUAUGCUGUGCGAAUUAUUGAACACCCAGGAAAUUGUGUGUAUUUGUCUAAUAAAAUAAUACACUUUGGCUAAUUUAAAGAACACUUUCCAGCAUUAGUAACCUUUAACAGUAUGCCAUGCAGGGCCGUUGAGAGGGGGGGGGGGGAUGGGGGCUAAUUGCCCCAGGCCCCCACCUUAAUAGGGCCCAAACUUGAGAGUGAGAGCCUGAUAUUGAGUAGGUUCUUUAAAUUGGUCAGAGCAUUUUUGAAAUUGAAGGCCCCUUACAGUAGCUCCACAUGCAGUCUAGCUAAAGUCUAUUUGGGUGACUGACUUGGGUCUAGCUUAAAAAUAAUGAUGUCAUGGGGUCCCCCAGAGAAGAUUUGCCCCGGGCUCCGCUAAUUCUCUCGGAGGCCCUGAUAUUGCUAUGGAGCUAUUUCAUACAUUAUGCGAAUCAAAAUAAAUCUUUAUCAUUUGUCAUGUCAACUUUGCACUAUCCUUGGGAUCUCUGAGUUAUGCCUGAGGACAAAAUUUUGUGGUUGGUUUAUUGAGAUUAGUAAUAAUAAUAUAACAAAAUCUCUUUAGUAACUCAUCAAAUUUCCAGUUCACCAUAGUCUGCCAUUGAAUCACUAGUGCUUGGUGAAACUAGUCCAUACGUAAUUUUAAGAAUUUUUUAUCACUGCACAUUUUUGUGCAAAGUUUAGCCGAACAGAAGCACACCUUGAAAAUUUCUGAACACACCCUUAUAAUGUGUAACAACAAAACAGGCUAGAAUUAAUAUUCAAAAAUGCCAAAACGAACAUACACUGCACAGCACCCAGGGAAAUUUGAGGGCCCACGACAAACAUUGACUUGGGGGCCCUUGUGAUUCCAUCUUCUAACACUAUCCCCCAGAAAAAUUGUGAAAUCUGAAGUCCCAGAAAUGACCAAAUCCUGCGUUCUGGAAGUCUAGUUGACAGUUAUAUCUAUUUAGAUUUCACUAUAAUUCUUUAUUUUGGCCCGCCUGUAACUGGGGUCCCAGGGCAAAUUGCACCCCUCUGGGCGGCAUUGACACCUGCAGUUAUGGCUAUCUAUGACAGCAUAGUUUCAUAAACACUUAAAGGAUUAGUGUCAGGGUCAUGCAUUGCGGGCUUUUGUUAUUGUUUACAUGUUACUCAAAUACAACAAAUAGCGAUAAAAAUACCUUGUUUGGUACAUUUCUGAUAAAAAUAACACAAAAAGAGCAAGGAUUGUAAAAGAAUGGUUUAUAUAUGACGGAUUGUAAAAUCACCGAAUCUACGAAAAAUGGCCGCCAGCAAGAGUUUGAGCCUGCAAAUUCCUGGUGUGACACUAAUCCUUUAAAGAAAAUAAAUAUUUUCAUCUUGGCAAAUGAAAGGCAGCUUAGGCGUGACAAACCUCGAUCUAGAGGAGUUCCAGUGGCAUGCACCCACAGAAAAUUUUGUAAUGUAGGCACUAGUGAUAAAAGGGCAUCUCCUGCAAUGUACUGGAACAUUCUAUAGAUUUUUGAAGUUUAUGCAUUAAUCACAAAAUCUUAAGUAUGAAGUAUCAUUCACUCCAUCUUUCAAACUCAUAAAGAGAUCUUUGGUGAGAGACUUUGUUCAUCUGAUGAACCUUAAGUAUAUUAUUAGUGCGGACGUAAUAAUUUGGCAGACAUCAUUUCAAUUUCAUUCAAAUUAUUCUCAUUCAAAAUGUUUUGAUUAGUCCAGUUUUUCUGCUCAUUGCCUCAUUUUCUUGUGUUAUAAUUAACAACUUAUCACAGAAAAUUUUAUCACUGCACAUUUUACAUUUUAUCACUGCACAUUUUACUUUUAUCACUGCACAAAUUGGUUAUCACUGCACACUAAAAUUAGGUAUGAUUACUAGUCUAUACAAAUAAACAAAUUAGUUCAAAGAAAGUGUUGUAAAAAUUACCAAAGAAAAGUAAUGAGUAAAACUUACAAUUACUUCUUUGAAAAGGUUAAGGUAUUACAAACUACAUGUUACUUUCAUUAAUUCGAAAGUAAUUAAUUACCAAUUACUUGUUACAAAGUAAUUGUGUACAAAUUACUUGUCAAAUUACUUUUUAUCAUGGCAUGCUAAUAAUUAAGACUGAAUUGCUACAAUAUCAAAAUGUACUUAAGCAACAUACACGAACAAGUUGUAUAAUCAUCCUGCAUGUAUAUCGAGCAUAAGGUCUAUGCAGUUCCAUUACUAGUUAACCCUCAACAAAGACACUUCCUUCUUAAAUUUCCAGCAUUGUGGAGGUUGGAAAAUAUUCAUAGCAGUAAAUAUGCAAAAUCACUUUCUGCAAAAUGAUACUUGUUACCUUUAAAAGGAAUUAUGUAACAAAAUUACUUUACAGAAAGUAAUUAAUUUAUUUAAUUACUUUAAAAUUUCUCAAAAAGUACGUAAUUUAUAGUAACAUGUUACAUUUAAUUAGUAAUGAGUAUUUACACUGUCAUUGGUUAAAAGCUGCAAUGAACCUAAGUGACAGCCUCAAUUUUAUUGUUUUACUCUGCCAUAUACCACACUAUUUACUUGACAAGAAGAGACCUUUGAACAGUGAUGGGUUAAGGUUUGAAGGCAUGUUCAAUAACAUGCCUUUGUUGAUUGGAAUAUAGGAAUUAAAUUUUAUUUAUCUUUCUUUUUUAGACAAGGUCGUGUUUUUGCUCGUCUUCUUGUACAAGGAUUUAACAACAGCCAUGAUCAAAGGUUGGCGGUAGAUUUUGCAGGAAGGUAUGUGCAGCGCAUUGUAAUAAAAAAGAUGGUUGUACAUUCAACCCAGUUUUUGUCACACAACUAACUUACUAGUAUGUUUAAGAGCAAUUUCUUUCAAUGUCGCAUUGAAAAGUGUUCAAAACCUAAUUUGGCCAUUACCUAAAAAUGUGGCUAUUGUGCGAUGUUAACAUUUGCUACCAGACGAUGGCUCUGAUAAUAGUGUUGUAUUAAUUCUGACAGGUUGGCUGGUACAAUGGCUGGUCUCAUUGAAAAACACGAACCUUCAUCAGUUAGGAAAUUUUUGUUGUCUGUUCAACGUGGUAUUCGUUAUGUGAUCAGGUCUACACCUGGGAUUUUUGUGCAGAAGUGUAAGUAAUGUCUUAUGUUCUCAUCAGGGGCAAGGCCUCAAUUUGAAUGAUGCCGUAAUUUUGCGUUAUCAAGCGAUAAACUUAUCUAUGUCUGACUCGAUCUAAAAGGACUAAGUAAACCUGUUCUAGCAUCUCGAAAGGGUUUAUACUUCACACACUUUUAAUGGAACUGCACUUUUCGUACUGCUUUUUCUAUUUAACCCCCAAGGCUAUAACCCUUAUAUCAACCCUAACGCUAAUCUUUACCCUAAUUAAACUAACAUUAAUUAAAUCUAUAAAUUCACUGCAGGGUGUAUAAAAAAGGUAAUCCUGGCAUGUUAUGUUAUUGUGCAUUAAUACGUAUAGGUUUUCGUUCUCGUAUUUAUAUUAAAGAUCAGGCUUUUAAUUAGCUCUCAAAUGUCACCUUUAUCGAGUGAUUGCAAUAAAAAAAUUACCAAUUAACCGAUCUAAUUUAAAGUGAUCGGUUCAAUUCGCAUUUUGGGAUUUAAAUGUUCUUCCAAUUUUCGAAUAUGUGCCCAAAUGUUUCUUUGAAUAUUUCUCUUUAAUUUUGAAUAUUUUUCUUCCAAUUGCCCAUUUGGGAAACGUGUUCCAGUAUGUCCAGUCUGCAAGCUUCCAGUGUUGUAAAAUGUUUUUUGCCACUCACUUUCAAUGUAAAAUUGCGAGUAAAAGUUUAUCAAAACUUGAUCCUUACACAUGACUUGUGCCAUAUUGACUCAAGGGACUUCAAUUUGAAUCCCAAAUGAGAAUAAUUUCAAUACUCAGACAAUAGCUUUACAUGCAAUUCCCAACGGUGGAAAAAUGCGAUUAGAAAGGUAGCAUUCAACAGCCAAAAGCCUGAUCUUUAUUGGUAUGAAAAAAGUAAAUUUAUAAACGUAAUAUACUGUACAGGGUGUAUAAAAAAAAGGUGGAGACCUUUAGAAAUCAAGCAUAUUGUUAAAAUUUGAAUGCCUUUUCAAUUGCACAUAUGCUGAACCGUAGUUCGUGAAAUAUUGAUGGGGUGCAUACAGGGUGUAUAAAAAGAAAGGAGACCUUUAGAAAUCAAGCAUAUUGUUAAAAUUUGAAUGCCUUUGCAAUUGCACAUAUGCUGAACCGUAGUUCGUGAAAUAUUGAUGGGGUGCAUACAGGGUGUAUAAAAAAAAAGGAGACCUUUAGAAAUCAAGCAUAUUGUUAAAAUUUGAAUGCCUUUGCAAUUGCACAUAUGCUGAACCGUAGUUCGUGAAAUAUUGAUGGGGUGCAUACAGGGUGUAUAAAAAAAAGGAGACCUUUAGAAAUCAAGCAUAUUGUUAAAAUUUGAAUGCCUUUGCAAUUGCACAUAUGCUGAACCGUAGUUCGUGAAAUAUUGAUGGGGUGCAUACAGGGUGUAUGUAUUAUUAAAAUAUAGUGCAUAUAUUAGAAAUAUUGAAAUAUAGUGCAUAUAUUAGAAAAAGGAGACCUUUAGAAAUCAACCAUUGUUCUAAUUUGAAUCCUCGAGCACUUUGCUAAGCCCAUGAGUGCGUAACAUGCGAUCUACGUACAGUAUGUAUGGCAGAUUGUUCCCAGGAGCAGACAGUCUUUUGUUUAAACGUUAUUUCAAUUUGAAAAAAGGUCUCCUUUUUCUAAUAUAUGCACCUCAUCAAUAUUUCACGCACUACGGUUCAGCAUAGGUGCAAUUGAAAAGGCAUUCAAAUUUUAACAAUAUGGUUGAUUUCUAAAGGUCUCCUUUUUUUUUAUACACCCUGUACAGGGUGUCUCAAAAAACCCCAAAAUCAUUGAAAUAACGUAUUGUUCGAAUUUCAAUGCCGUAACACAAAGGAUUUUGACAGGGUGAUUAAUUUGUUUUAAAAAAUUAAAAUAUCUUUGUAAAGUGAACGUUUGUUUGCUCAUGGGAAUUUAAAAAUGCUUCGUAAAUUGUAAUAUGCGUAAUAUGCAUUCGUGGGUUUAGUACUUUAUGCCUGACAUAACAAGUUUACGCUAAGUAUUACCAUUCAUUAUAGCAGUUAUGUCAAUCUUUUAUGCACUCGUGGGAUUAACUUAGUGCUAGGGCAUUGAAUAUCGAACAAUACGUCAAUUUCAAUGAUUUUGUUUUUUUUUGAGACACCCUGUAUAUUAGAAAGAGGAGACCUUUAGAAAUUGAAAUAACGUUUAAACAAAAGAUUGUCUGCUCCUGGGAACAAUCUGCCAUGCAUACUGUACGUAGAUCGCAUGUUACGCACUCGUGGGCUUAGCAAAGUGCUCCAGGAUUCAAAUUAUAACAAUGGUUGAUUUCUAAAGGUCUCCUUUUUCUAAUAUAUGCACUCCAUCAAUAUUUCACGCACCACGGUUCAGCAUAUGUGCAAUUGAAAAGGCAUUCAAACUUUAACAAUAUGCUUGAUUUCUAAAGGUCUCCUUUUUUUAUACACCCUGUACAGUACAGGGUGUAUAAAAAAAACGCAACCUCAGAAUUUCCUAAGAAAUCCAAGAUUUUAGGCCCCUGGGAAUUGCUAAUAGAUCAUAUUACUGUUGUUGUACUGUACUUGUAAAAUAAAAACUUAUUAAGUGUCAUUAAAUAAAUGCAUAAAUUUUGCUUUAUGCACUCGGGUGUAGAUAAAAGGCGGACGGACGGCGGCACUCACGUGUGCAGUAAUUUUGACAGUUGUGCUAUUUUAAAUUCCCAGGCACCUAAAAUCUUUUGUCCUUAAGGAGGCUCCCUACAGUUGCAUGCGGGAUGUUCGCGGGACCAGUACGUGAACUAUCCCACGCAACCGCAUGAUCAAAACAAAACAAAUUAUUUUUUUUUAAAAAAAGCUAUUUCUGAAAGGUUUCUAAUGGGAAAAAGCGUUGAAUAAUACUUCGUUUUGAGUGCCAAAUUACUUGCGAGUCUAUACAGCAAUUCUACAUAUGAUACGAAUACCACUAGACCAAAAAUAGCUACGAAACAAUGUUUUUUAAUGUUUUUAAAAUAUACAUUGUCAACUGUAAAACAUUUGCAAAAUUGCAUACAAACGUUUAAAAAGUUGUUCACUUCUCAAGAAAACGUUCACGUUUUUAGUCGUGUUUCUACAAGAUUAAAGUGAUUAUAUGUAAACAGAAAAAUAUUUCAGUUUCAUAGCCUAAUUGUUCAUUUUUAGCAAAAAGUACAAAACCAAACAUGAAACAAAAACACGUCCACCUGUUAAUAGGCUGUUACAGCUCAUAGAUUGAGUAAACGGCAGGAUUCAAUUAGCUUCAACCUUGUUUUCAUCGAUUUAAUCCUUCAAAAUAAUCCUUGGCUGUCCGUAGCACUCAAAUAAAUCGAAAAGUUGACAAAAACAAAACAGUAAAAACAACAUUGCGGCUCGAUUUUGCUGAAUGAAAACUCGUUCUGCGCCCGCGUACAAUCUUUUACUAGUCAGCGACGCUUUUCAAUAGGGGAAUUUCUCGAGUUACACGAGGCUAUUUUUUAACUUUAUUUGCAUUUUACUCAUUAGUUUCAUCGGUGACCUAUCUUCAAAUUUUGACCACGAAUUUAUUUUGCGGUAAAUUUUAUAAAUUUCAAAUUUUAAAAAAAUCUGUAGUGUGGAAAUUUCGCAAUAAAUUUUUCGCUUUUAAAAAAAUCACACACUACAGAAUUUUUUAAAACUUUCACCACAGUUGCAGAGCAUCAUUCCUUAUUGAUAUAUGAAAUAAAAAAGAUAGGUCACCGACAUCGUUUUUGAGAUAGCGGCACAUUUAUGGGUUAAAUUGGAAGGCUUUAUGCUGUCGUCAUGUUGCCAUGGGAACAUUGACAUCGUCGGAAUCUAGUUCGAAAUAUUCCUUAGGUGACCAAUAUUACCACCAAGUCGAAAAGAAUUCGCGUUCUGCACAAAUAAGCCUGUUUUACGGAAUUAUUGCUUAAACAAGAAUAACUGUAGGGAGCCACCUUAAAACAAUGUCGAUUUCUUGGGAAAUUCUGAGGUUGUGUUGAAAUUUUAAUGGAGAAAUCGAACUCCCACUAUAAAGUGGGUUUAAUAUUUAUUUACCCUGAUAAUUUAUAUUUUGCAGUGUCUACAGCUCUACAGUUAUUGUCGUGUUGUUGCUCCAGUGUUCUCAAUAGUACAUGGUCGUCUUGGCACAGAUGGUUUCUUUCACAGUUGAAGUCUCUAUGGAGACAUGUUACAGGUACUAAUAGGUCUUGACACAACUGUUUAAAUUAGGGGUGGACCAUUAGAUAUCCUGGGAGGGGGCUUGAUGGGUGGGCAGAUCCCCAAAAAAUCAUGCAAAGAGUGGAACUUGAAAAACGUUCACGUAAUAAAUUAUGGAAAGCAGCCAUACAGGCUGAAUUACGUAGAUUUUUACAAGUUAGAGUUCUAAAUGGCAUUAGAUGAGUAGACUUGCCACAAGUCAACCUCGAACGAAACGCGAGCAGCGAGCGCAAGCGACGAAGUCGCUUGCCACAAGUCGACCUCGAACGAAACGAAUUAAAUUGAUUAUAUGUAAGCUUUGCACAUAAAAUGAUAUAUUUUCAAGAGAAAAUAAUCGACUUAAUUAAAAAUGUACGACAUGAACGGUAUAAAAAGUGUUUCUGAAAUGACUGAUGCAAAUUUGAAAUACAACGCUUGUCAGUAGUACUGUUGAUACCUCUAGGAAGUUAGGAACUACCUAGUUAAACUAUCUGAAGUUCUACUGUGUUCAACAGGGUGUUAGCCUGAAGAAAAAAAGUUUAACGAAAUUGGGAAAUUCAGUUAGCCCGGGACAUUCAGAUCCGAGUUAACGAAUGUCACGUCUCCUAAGUGCCAUUCUAGUCUAAUGGGUCCGCAGCAUAGAUAUCUUAUAUACACUAGAUAGCGCAUCUCUUUUAGUAAAAUUGAAGCCAAGAAUAUUCCAGCGGUUACCCCCAUUUAAAUAGAUGGCGGCCAUGUUGGUCGUUCCCACUUGCUAAUAAACGCUUAAAAACAACAAUAACUUUCAUCAUUUGAAUAGUUUAAAAAUGUAUUUGGAAUAGGGUUAGCUUAAUGUUUAAGUUCCCUGUUUAAGAAAUAGAAAACAUACGAAUCUUCUCAUUUCAUGGGAACGACCUGAGACUGCAAUCACGGCUUCAAUUUUUGAAUUGCAGAAUAAUUAGAUGCACUAACUAGUGUAUAUAAGAUAUCUAUGGUCCGCAGUAAUUAACUAGCGCUGUUGCGGACUCCCUGUCUGAAAUUGUAAAAGCUAAUAAAUUAUCGUGGCCUAGUGCGAGGUGUUGAUUGGCUAAACUAAAUUGAAACCUUUUGAAGUGCAAGUCACCUGACAUUGUUUUGUGUACUAAGAACAGACAAAUACUCAGCAUAUUUUAGACCUGAUGACAUCCUCUAUAUGGAUAUUUGUUCAUAUGCCUACAAAUAAGACUAAUACAGUCAUGUGAUGAAAAGACAUCAUUUUCCAUUCUGAUAACUGCUGUUUCAUCACCAUCUGUUGUGGCCAGUGAAACCCACCAAUAAAUACCAUGUACAUGUAUCUGUUCAAUAAGUGGCGCAGUAAAUAUAAGUCCAUAUAAUUUACAGGUUCAUCAAUCAGGGAUCUUCACUUUCUUGGAGUAGCUGUUGCAGUUCUUGUGGUGCAUAAAGUUCAAAUAUUGUUGUCUGUAAGUAGUAAUUUGUUCUCAUGCAUAAAUUCUCCUGUAUCGCACGCGAAGCUAUGUGAGAAGUGACACCACAGGUUUUAUUUGGACAAUCGGGUUUCGUCAUGUACUGGAGUAACACUAGACCAAAACGGGAUUGCCCUAACUGUGACACUAACGUAAAAUUGUCUCACAUAUAUGCUACAUUUACACUAUACCGGAUAGCUUUCCGUAGCGGCGCGAAAAACACCUGUCCGAUACGGAAUGUACAACUUUCAGAAGCUGAGCGAAACCAAACCUCUCCCAGUGAGCUCCAUAUAUAUCUGGAGUGGGAACUUGGUUGCUCAAAGUGAAGCCAGUUUCGUGUUAACCGCGCAUACAAAAACAAUAGAAAGGGACUGGAACUGACGUCCAAUAGCUCCUUCAAUUUCCGCCAUCUUGGCAAGGAGUGUGUUGAAAUUUCGUAUUUUGACUUCGAUUUAAAGAAUAAUAUUGUGAUUUUAUGAACUGAUAACUUGUUUAGUGAUACAGUCCAUUAGAGAAAACUGGAAUUAGCUGGGGAAAAUGGUAUAAAAACUGUUUACGACCUUCAGAGCUAUUGAAUGUCAAUGGCCGCCAUCUUGGCUUCACUUUUCUCUUUGACCGAAUGACUGAAGUUCUUACUCCAGAUAUAUAUAUAUAAGAGCUCACUGACCUCUCCUUUGCAAUAAUUCCUCUGAAAAUAGCGUUCCUAAAAGGUACGGAUAGGUGUUUUUCACGUCGCUACGGAAAGCUAUCCGGUAUUUACAACAAUUUCUUUAUCUUUGUCCACAGCAUUAUGGCGAGAUGAGCUUCAGCCACAUCAAGUGUCGAAGUAUGGUUACAACUGCUGUUGAAAAUAAUCGACGACAACAGUUGAUUGGCCAGGGUUUUGAUUCUGAAUUUUAAAUGAAAUGUAUUUCACGUUGUGCUGUUCAAUAACAAAUUGCUGUUAUUUAUGCUUAAUAAAGAAGACGCCUUUGGCUUUAUUCAUAGCCUGAGAAUACAGGUUACUUUAUGAAUGAGUAUUUGCUCUUUCGUGUUGUUUCUUUUUAUCAUUUUUGAAUUUCCCUCCUCGCUUUCGUUUUGUGGAAACAUGCACAAUGUUUAUUUCGUUGUCAAAGCUGUCGAUCUUAAGGUGGCUCAAUACAGUUUAAAAAAAAGUGGAAAAUUCACGCUUUAGAUCCGUAUUUUUGGACAAUUAUUACUUGUUUAAAAACAAAAAGUAUCUUUGAACCGAUGUAAAACAACAUCUAACGGAUUUGCUUUUUUAACAAAAAGUUACAGAACUGCCAUUGCUAUAUGGCAACAACGACGUUUCAACAACUUUUGAAACGUUGUUGCAUAACUGUUGUGAAACAUUUCGAAAACUCUUUAGAGUUUCGAUGUUGUUUUACAUCAGUAAGAUGUUUUUUGUUGUUCAACAAGUAAUACUUGUCCAAACGGAUCUAAAUCGCAAAUUUUCCAGUUUUAAAAAACUGUAUCGAGCCACCUUAAGUCUGGUUGAAUUAGUCGUAUACGAUUGUCAUUCUCUGGCGUACGAAUAUUACUGUCGACGCCACAAUUCUUGAUUAGUUAAUUGCGAAAUUUCCAUACGCGUGUUUGUUUAAGGCCCGUUUACACGGGCGAUUUUUGCUGCGAUUUUAGUUGCGAUUUUCUCCUUUUGGAGGAUAUGAAGGAGUAGAUUACUUAAUGACGUUGUUACGAAAUUUCAUAACCUGGAACAUUUAUAACUCAUCCACUCCUUCACAUCCAUCUGGUACAGAAAAUCGCAGUGUGUGCACGGGCCGUUAGCGAAUUGGCUAAACUGUAAAUCGCAUCCUAGACAGUUACUAUACAUAAUCGUUUUAAUUCGUCUUUAAAUUCCCUGCUAUGUUCAAUAAGAGCAGAAGCAGCGCUGAACCCUAGCUCAGUCUCCAUUACAGUUCAACAGGAGGCCAUAUCUUCAUGACCGCAUCAUGUUUGGAUUCCGGAAUCCAUUGUAGAUACGCCUUCAACAAAUAGUUUGUAUCUUUCUUCCACAUCGCAAGUAAACUAGCCUUGUCAUCAACACCACCGUCUACAAGUUCUCUCAACAGAAUUUCUGUUCGUGGCUGCAGCUUUGACCAGGUCUUAACCAUAGUUGAUGGUAGCGCCAAAAGAUUCUGACUAAAAGAGGCUAACUUUGACACAACGUGACCUUCCAAGAGAAAACGAGCAAACAACUUGUACCUAUCGGUACAUUUUGGAUGCUCUAACUCUUGUACAGGCAGACACCAAACUCGAGCUCCAAACGAAACAUUUAUGUGGCAUUUAACAAUUCCUUCAGUUUGGUCAAACCUCGGAGCGGGAUCUUUCAGAGGUUUGGAAAAGGAGCACUGCUGUGGAACUAACAGAGCAAACCAGUCUGGCUCAACGGCGGCGACACCU
Messenger RNA from Paramuricea clavata, 13538 nucleotides. The record is from the annotation of a GenBank genome assembly. Lineage: Eukaryota; Metazoa; Cnidaria; Anthozoa; Malacalcyonacea; Plexauridae.